AUGCUCAACGAAUUGAACGAAACAGGGAAGAUAAUAGGACUACGAAUAAACAGAAAGAAGACACAGUUCAUGAAAAACGCCUACUGCGAGGACGGAGGAGUACAACUUGAAGGCUCCCAAAUCGUGGAAACUCCGUCAUACAUAUACCUCGGACGUUCUAUGAACAUGGGAAACUACUUGAAGGAAGAACUGAAUAGAAGAAUGAGAGCAGCAUGGGCAGCAUUCGCAGCUGUCAGGGAAGCUACGGACCAACUGACGGACCAAUAUCUUCGUGCCCAUCUGUUCGACUCGACAGUCCUUCUGUUACGCAGCGGAGACCUCCGACUUAAAAGGAAUGUCCCGUUUUCGCGACCCAGCGAACAUGUAUCGAAAGCAAAACAUAGAUGGGCAGGUCACAUCAUGAGAAGAAUCGACGAUAGAUGGACUAAAAGAACGCUAGAAUGGACCCAAGGGACGCUAAACCCCCGAGUGAGACCGCCAACGAGAUGGGGUGACGUGUUCGCUACACGGAUGGACCAGCUGAGAGCUCAGCUGGAUACGGCUCAAGGACCUCGUCAACAUCACUCCCGAAGCUUGAGAACAUCUCGGAUGACAAUGGCGAAGGAACGAAACGAUUGA
This is a messenger RNA of Necator americanus (New World hookworm), 618 nucleotides long. RefSeq lists its product as uncharacterized. The record is from RefSeq and is a predicted model, not a curated record. The transcript has 2 exons. Bases 1 to 618 code for a protein of 205 amino acids. NCBI's taxonomy places the organism in Eukaryota, Metazoa, Nematoda, Chromadorea, Rhabditida, Ancylostomatidae.